Molecule: messenger RNA, 1368 nt
Organism: Aegilops tauschii subsp. strangulata
Lineage: Eukaryota; Viridiplantae; Streptophyta; Magnoliopsida; Poales; Poaceae
Product: probable pyridoxal 5'-phosphate synthase subunit PDX1.1
Biological process (GO): amino acid metabolic process; pyridoxal 5'-phosphate biosynthetic process; pyridoxine biosynthetic process
Molecular function (GO): amine-lyase activity
Source: RefSeq, a predicted model, not a curated record
CCCACGGCCCAUCCGCGCAUCCCACACGCCCCACCCCCAUUCCGCCGCCUCCCUUCUCUCUUCUCCUCACUCCCUCUCGCCGCAGAGAAGAUGGCGUCCGACGGCAGCGGCGUUGUCACGGUGUACGGCAGCGGCAACAACGGCGCCGGUACGCAGCUGGAGCCCAAGUCGUCCCCGUUCUCUGUCAAGGUGGGCCUGGCCCAGAUGCUCCGCGGCGGCGUCAUCAUGGACGUCGUCAACGCCGAGCAGGCGCGCAUCGCCGAGGAGGCCGGCGCCUGCGCCGUCAUGGCGCUCGAGCGCGUCCCCGCCGACAUCCGCGCCCAGGGCGGCGUCGCCCGCAUGUCCGACCCGGGCCUCAUCCGCGAAAUCAAGCGCGCCGUCACCAUCCCUGUCAUGGCCAAGGCCCGCAUCGGGCACUUCGUCGAGGCCCAGAUCCUCGAGUCCAUCGGCGUCGACUACGUGGACGAGAGCGAGGUCCUCACGCUCGCCGACGACGCCCACCACAUCAACAAGCACAACUUCCGCGUCCCCUUCGUCUGCGGCUGCCGCAACCUGGGCGAGGCCCUCCGCCGCAUCCGCGAGGGCGCCGCCAUGAUCCGCACCAAGGGCGAGGCCGGCACCGGCAAUGUCAUCGAGGCCGUCCGCCACGUCCGCUCCGUCAUGGGCGACGUGCGUGCCCUCCGCAGCAUGGACGACGACGAGGUAUUCACCUAUGCCAAGAGCAUCGCCGCACCGUACGACCUCGUCAUGCAGACCAAGCAGCUCGGCCGCCUGCCCGUCGUCCAGUUCGCCGCCGGCGGGGUCGCCACGCCGGCCGAUGCGGCCCUCAUGAUGCAGCUCGGCUGCGACGGUGUCUUCGUCGGCUCCGGUGUCUUCAAGAGCGGCGACCCCGCGCGCCGCGCGCGCGCCAUCGUGCAGGCCGUCACCCACUACAGCGACCCUAAUGUGCUCGCCGAGGUGAGCUGCGACCUCGGUGAGGCCAUGGUGGGCAUCAACCUCUCCGAUCCCAAGGUCGAGCGCUUUGCGGCGCGCUCCGAGUGAUCUUUGUUGGCCACCGUCAAUACCAGCUCCCAAAAUAAUACUCCAUGGAUCAAUGAUAAGGACAAAAAAGAAGUACUUAGAAACGAUUCCUAGUUAUUAUCAUGUGAUUUCUUCAUGAUGAUCAUUCUAGCUCCGAUAACAAUUCAAGCGGUAGCAAGCAUGCACCUCCAGUCAGUCAGUCGGUCAGUCGCUCGCUUUAUAUAUGUACACACAUGUUGUCGUCUUCCAUUUCAUUUCUGUUGUUGUUAACACAAGUUAAGUAUCCAUCCAUCCUUUUCCUCCGUGUUAUAGGCAUGUACUCUUGCUACUAUGCAUUUUGUUCUUUCA